GUCUUCUUAUGCUAUUAGCGUACGGCUGGCUCCCGACAGCGGUCGGAGCGUCGGUCCCUCCGAGUCGGUGGCCGGCGUCCGCACGGUGAGGGUGGCAGCCCGCUCCACUUCAGUCCAACGUAACCCACAACACUAGCAAAAUGGGCUUCGACGCGAAGGGCUUUGCUCAGGACUUUAUCGCCGGUGGCGUUGCCGCGGCCAUUUCCAAGACCACCGUGGCGCCCAUCGAGCGCGUCAAGCUGCUGCUGCAGGUCCAGCACACUUCCAAGCAGAUUGCCGAGUCCCAGCGAUACAAGGGCAUGGUCGACUGCUUUGUGCGGAUCCCGCGUGAGCAGGGCUUCCUCAGCUUCUGGCGUGGCAACCUCGCCAACGUCAUCCGGUACUUCCCGACCCAGGCGCUCAACUUCGCCUUCAAGGACAAGUACAAGCAGAUCUUCCUUGGCGGCGUCGACAAGAACCAGUUCUGGCGGUACUUCCUGGGUAACCUGGCGUCCGGUGGCGCCGCCGGAGCCACCUCGCUGUGCUUCGUGUACCCGCUCGACUUCGCCCGUACCCGGCUGGCCGCUGAUGUCGGCACCGGUGGCAAGCGCGAGUUCACUGGUCUCGGCGACUGUCUGAUCAAGAACUUCAAGUCCGACGGUCUUGUAGGCCUGUACCGUGGCUUCGGAGUGUCCGUGCAGGGCAUCAUCAUCUACCGUGCCUCCUACUUCGGCUUCUUCGACACCGCCAAGGGCAUGCUGCCCGACCCCAAGAAGACCCCGAUCGUCGUGUCGUGGGCCAUUGCCCAGACUGUGACGACCGUGGCCGGCAUCAUCUCGUAUCCGUUCGACACCGUCCGGAGGCGCAUGAUGAUGCAGUCGGGCCGCAAGGGCGCCGACGUCAUGUACAAGAGCACCAUCGACUGCUGGCGCAAGGUGGCUGCCCAGGAGGGCGGCGGUGCCUUCUUCAAGGGCGCCUUCUCCAACGUUCUCCGUGGCACUGGCGGCGCUCUGGUACUGGUGCUGUACGACGAGCUCAAGUCGGUCAUGUUCGGCUAGAGGGCGACGCUCAACAUACAACUAGGAGUCAGGGAUCCGUUUCCACUAGCUGCACAGCUCCACACGCCGCGUCUCACUGUCGUUUCACUGAGCCGACCAACGUCAAACCAGGAGGUAGCCAUCACCGGUGCACACGGAAUCCGGCCGCGCCCCGGCCCAGAUCGACUGGCGGACCUACACCAGCCGGUGCACAUUCCGUGUACUAUCACCAACCGACUCCGCCGUGCCAGCCUCGCCUGUCCGAGCCAGCCGAUCAACCGAUGUGCAAUACAAUCAUCAUGUUGAUAUG
This is a messenger RNA of Amphibalanus amphitrite, 1326 nucleotides long. Its product is annotated as ADP,ATP carrier protein-like. Bases 141 to 1037 code for a protein of 298 amino acids. The record is from RefSeq and is a predicted model, not a curated record. Gene Ontology annotation, molecular function: ATP:ADP antiporter activity. The transcript has 4 exons. Gene Ontology annotation, cellular component: mitochondrial inner membrane. Gene Ontology annotation, biological process: mitochondrial ATP transmembrane transport; mitochondrial ADP transmembrane transport. Lineage: Eukaryota; Metazoa; Arthropoda; Thecostraca; Balanomorpha; Balanidae.